Molecule: messenger RNA, 612 nt
Organism: Ochotona curzoniae (black-lipped pika)
Lineage: Eukaryota; Metazoa; Chordata; Mammalia; Lagomorpha; Ochotonidae
Gene: CSDC2
Product: cold shock domain containing C2
Exons: 4
Coding region: 1-612 (203 amino acids)
Biological process (GO): regulation of mRNA stability
Cellular component (GO): cytoplasm
Molecular function (GO): mRNA 3'-UTR binding
Source: RefSeq, a predicted model, not a curated record
AUGGCCAGACGGACACCGCUGCCCACGGAGCCCGUGACUGGCGAGGCUGCCGAGCAGGGCCAGGCCAGGCCCUGCCCGCAGGGCCACCCCAGCCCUUCCCUGGCCCCUGGGCCCCAGAGCCCACCAAGCUCUCCUGUCGGCCCCACCAUGACAUCGUCGGAGCCCACGUCACCUCCGGUGGUGCCGCCGCUGCACUCCCCCAAGUCCCCCGUGUGGCCCACCUUCCCCUUCCACCGGGAAGGCAGUAGGGUCUGGGAGCGGGGCAGCACGUCUCUUCGAGACCUGCCCAGCCCCCUGCCCACCAAGCGGACCAGAACAUACUCAGCGACAGCCCGUGCCUCGGCCGGCCCUGUGUUCAAGGGCGUCUGCAAGCAGUUCUCGCGCUCACAGGGCCACGGGUUCAUCACGCCCGAGAACGGCUCUGAAGACAUCUUCGUGCACGUCUCUGACAUCGAGGGCGAGUACGUGCCGGUGGAGGGCGAUGAGGUCACCUACAAGAUGUGCCCCAUCCCACCCAAGAACCAGAAGUUCCAGGCCGUCGAGGUGGUGCUCACCCAGCUGGCCCCCCACACGCCCCACGAGACGUGGUCCGGCCAGGUUGUGGGCUCUUAG